AUGGCCGGGCCGGGCGGCGGGGCGCCCUGCAGCCCCGGGCUGGAGCGGGCCCCGCGCCGGAGCGUCGGGGAGCUGCGCCUGCUGUUCGAGGCGCGCUGUGCCGCCGCCGCCGCCGCCGCCGCCGCCGGGCAGCCCCGGGCCCGCGGCGCCAAGCGGCGAGGCGGGCAGGUCCCCAACGGGCUCCCGCGCGCGCCCCCGGCCCCGGUGAUCCCGCAGCUGACGGUGACCGCCGAGGAGCCGGACCCCCCGCCCAGCCCCGGGCCGCCCGGGCCGGAGGGCGCCUGGCUCCCGGCCGCCGGCUCCGCGCACCUGCAGCAGCCGCGCCGCCUCUCCACCUCGUCGCUCUCCUCCACCGGCUCCUCGUCGCUGCCCGAGGACUCGGAGGACGACCUGCUGAGCGACAGCGAGAGCCGCAGCCGCGGCAACGUGCAGCUGGACGCGGGCGAGGACGCGGGCCAGAAAAGCCACUGGCAGAAGAUCCGGACCAUGGUGAACAUGCCCGUCAUAAGCCCGUUCAAGAGGCGCUACGCCUGGGUGCAGCUGGCGGGGCACACCGGGAGCUUCAAGGCGGCGGGCACCAGCGGGCUGAUCCUGAAGCGCAGCUCGGAGUCGGAGCGCUACUGCCUGGCGCGGCUGAUGGCGGACGCGCUGCGCGGCUGCGUGCCCGCCUUCCACGGCGAGGUGGAGCGCGACGGCGAGAGCUACCUGCAGCUGCAGGACCUGCUGGACGGCUUCGACGGCCCCUGCGUGCUCGACUGCAAGAUGGGCGUCAGGACGUACCUGGAGGAGGAGCUGGCCAAAGCGCGCGAGCGGCCCAAGCUGCGGAAGGACAUGUACAAGAAGAUGCUGGCCGUGGACCCCGAGGCGCCCACGGAGGAGGAGCACGCGCAGCGCGCCGUCACCAAGCCGCGCUACAUGCAGUGGCGGGAGGGCAUCAGCUCCAGCACCACGCUGGGCUUCCGCAUCGAGGGCAUCAAGAAAGCCGACGGGUCCUGCAGCACAGACUUCAAGACCACGCGGAGCCGGGAGCAGGUGACCCGGGUCUUCCAGGACUUUGUGCAAGGGGACGCGGAGGUGCUGAGGAGGUAUUUGAACCGCCUGCUGCACAUCCGGGACACCUUGGAGGUCUCUGAGUUCUUUAGGAGGCACGAGGUGAUCGGCAGCUCCCUGCUCUUCGUGCACGACCACUGCCAUCGCGCGGGGGUGUGGCUCAUCGACUUCGGCAAGACCACGCCCCUCCCUGACGGCCAGACCCUGGACCACCGCAGGCCCUGGGAGGAGGGCAACCGCGAGGACGGCUAUUUGCUGGGGCUGGACAAUCUCAUUAGCAUCCUGGCCAGCCUGGCCGAGAGAUGA
Pipistrellus nathusii (Nathusius's pipistrelle) is the source of this 1356-nucleotide messenger RNA. The record is from the annotation of a GenBank genome assembly. Lineage: Eukaryota; Metazoa; Chordata; Mammalia; Chiroptera; Vespertilionidae.